AUGCCAGAAGAUAGCGCAUUGGUUGUUGGCGUUUUAUCUCAACUUCUGGGCAGUUCCGAAGUGACAUCCAUCGAAAUCUUACCAGGAGGACUAAAUGAUUGGGAAACAAUUGAUCUUCCACCGGAUACUCCUAGACCAUCUUCUCGUUUCCCUUUUUUAUUCGUGGAAGGGAACCUAGGGAUACCUCAAAAAGUUCUCUAUGCUCUAUAUCUUGCCACAGCGUCUAUAUCCUGGCGCUCCGCGAGCGUUGACAAUGCUAUCAAAGCAUCGAGUGUCAUAAUUAUCCUCAAUCCAGCUCACCAAACUGCCUUGAACGCUCGCAAAUCUCUCAUCACACAAGGGCAUCUGGACCCUGAGAAGGAGCUGGUUCUAUUGGAAUUAAUUGCACGGGGCUCGCCCGAAUGCGCAAAACAAUCUGUAAUAUGGGAUCAUCGUCGGUGGUGUUUAAGUCAAAUAUUUGGCUUAAUGGGUGCAUGUCAAACCACACAACCUCUUCAGUUCUGGGGAAGCUCCGAAGAGAUGCAGUUAUAUCCGAAGAUAGGUCCUACUGCUGUCCAGCGCGAACUGGCACUAGUCCAGCACACCUGUGAGACAUAUCCUCGUAACUAUCAUUCAUGGACGUACUGGCAUUUCAUCAUCGACGUUUGUUACGCUUCAGUAUGCUCAACGGAUAAUAGCGCAAGGCAGCAAGAAUUUCUUGGAAUCAUUGUAGCGGAAUGUAAACGCCUCCGACAUUGGGUUGAACAGCAUGUAUCCGAUUAUUCCGCGAUGCAUCAACUGUCCCAAACCCAUAAUCUUCUCGAUCAUCUGAAGACUCGGGGGAUGCUCACUAGUGAUAUUGACGGGGUUUUCACCUCAUCAAUACUCAUUGACCACGCUCUAUCCUUGCUGAUUUCUUAUCCAUCCCAUGAGUCGCUUUGGAUGUACUUACGGAUAGCACUUUUGAACGAAACUAGUACAAACCACUCUGUGAUAUUGGACAAGCUUGAACGGCAAAUUCCCCCCUCCAACUUAAAACGACAAUUCUUCAAAUGGCUGUCAACAACAAUCCCUCUACCUGAAGCCUAUACGAGACCUAAAGAAUGUAACGAAUAUUAG
This is a messenger RNA of Psilocybe cubensis, 1098 nucleotides long. RefSeq names its product Protein prenyltransferase alpha subunit repeat-containing protein 1-B. The coding region runs from base 1 to 1098 and encodes 365 amino acids. The transcript has 2 exons. Gene Ontology annotation, molecular function: protein prenyltransferase activity. Gene Ontology annotation, cellular component: cytoplasm. NCBI's taxonomy places the organism in Eukaryota, Fungi, Basidiomycota, Agaricomycetes, Agaricales, Agrocybaceae. Gene Ontology annotation, biological process: protein prenylation. The record is from RefSeq and is a predicted model, not a curated record.